Molecule: messenger RNA, 900 nt
Organism: Tachyglossus aculeatus (Australian echidna)
Lineage: Eukaryota; Metazoa; Chordata; Mammalia; Monotremata; Tachyglossidae
Product: nucleolysin TIAR-like
Molecular function (GO): RNA binding
Source: RefSeq, a predicted model, not a curated record
AUGAGUUCUGAGAUGCCUCAUUUACUAAAAGGAAAAGCCAAAAGAAAGUAUCUCGGCUUUAAUGGAGCAGGAUCUAGGAGCCAUAAGCUGUUGAAAUUCAGGCAGGAGCUGCCAUUCCAAGAAGGCUGCAUUUGGUUAAACAUAGAUGGAGACUUAGAAACAUUAGCCUCCUCCAAUCUCCCUAUGGGGGUUUUCACUAAAAAUCUCUACCACUUCGUAAUUUGCAGUGAAAUGAAACGGUUCUAUCUGAACUCCUUGUGGGAAGACCUUAAGCAGGAGCACAGGAUCCUCUAUUUUGGCAAUCUCCUUAGGGAUGUGAUGGAAGUUCUUAUACUUCAAUUAUUCAGUCAAAUUGGACCAUGCAAAAUCAUGAUUCCAAAUCAAGUCAACUGCAGAAGGGUCAACUCUUCUUGCUUUGUGGAAUUUUAUGAACACAAGGAUGCAGCUGCUGCAAUAGCUGCUAUUCAUGGGAGAAAGUUUUGGGGAAAGGAGGUUAAAGUAAAUUGGACAACUACACCAAGUAGCCAGAAAAAGACAACAACAGAACAACAGAAGAUAUCAAAAGACACACCCAAUCACUUCCGUGUAUUUGUUGGGGAUUUAAGAGUAGAAAUAACAACAGAAGAUAUCAAAUCAGCAUUUACUCCGUUUGGUAAAAUAUCAGAUGCUCAUGUAGUUAAAGCUAUGGCAACUGGAAAAUCAAAAGGAUAACGCUUUGUGCUAUUUUAUUACAAACUGGAUGCCAAAAAUGCAGUUGUGCUUAGUGAAGGUGAGUGUCUGGGAGGUCGUCAGAUAAGAGCCAACUGGGCAUUGUAUAAACCACCUGUUUUUAAAAAUACACAAGAAAAUGAGACUUCCAGGAGAUUUUGGCAGAAUUACAUUGUCACACUGCAUACUUAA